AUGACCAAAAUAUUUAUAUUGUGUCUUCUCUUCUUAGCUUCUUCUGGAUUUGUCUAUGGCUCCACUAAGAGAGAGAUUAAAGAUCAUGAUAUUAAGUUGUUUGUGCUUCAGAAAGGUGAUCUUACUCUGAAAGUCACUAAUUGGGGUGCUACACUUGUUUCAUUAAUCCUUCCAGACAAAAAUGGAAAGUUAGGUGAUAUUGUUCUAGGAUAUGAUAAUAUCAAGACAUACACUAAUGAUUCAUCAUACUUUGGAGCUACAGUUGGCAGGGUUGCUAACAGAAUUGGAGGAGCAAAAUUUAGUCUAAAUGGAAUACAAUACAAAUUAAUAGCAAAUGAAGGAAACAAUACUCUUCAUGGUGGAACUAGAGGAUUCAGUGAUGUUCUUUGGAAAGUGGAAAAGUAUGUAAAAGAAGGUGAUAGACCAUUUAUCAAAUUCAGUUACCACAGUUUUGAUGGUGAAGAAGGAUUCCCUGGUGACCUCAAAGUAACAGUGACCUACAUCCUAGAAAAAAACUCCCUAACUAUAAUCAUGAAAGCAAAAGCUCUAAACAAACCUACACCAGUAAAUUUAGUUAACCAUGCAUAUUGGAACCUAGGAAAUCACAACAGUGGCAGCAUUUUAAAUGAAGUGGUUCAAAUAUUUGGUUCAAAAAUCACACUUAUAGACAACAAUCUAAUUCCCACUGGAAAAUUUUCAUCAGUCAAAGGAACACCCUAUGAUUUCCUAAAGCCAGAAAUUGUUGGUAAAAGAAUUAAUCAAUUACCAAAAACAAAUGGUUAUGACAUUAACUAUGUUCUUAAUAAAGAAAAAGAGAAAAAUGAAGAAUUAAAGGUUGCAGCUAUAGUCAUGGAUAAGAAAUCAGGGAGAGUUAUGAAGCUUAGUACUAAUGCUCCUGGUUUGCAAUUUUAUAGUGCUAAUUUUGUGAAGAAUGAGAAGGGAAAAGGUGGAUUUGUUUAUCAGCCACGUAGUGCGCUUUGUUUGGAGAGUCAAGCUUUUCCUGAUUCUGUUAAUCAUCCUAAAUUUCCUUCAACUAUUGUUACUAAAGAAAAGCCUUAUAAGCAUGUUAUGUUGUUGAAGUUUUCCACCAAAGUUCCACAUGCUUUUUCACAAUUCUAG
This is a messenger RNA of Lathyrus sativus (Indian pea), 1119 nucleotides long. NCBI's taxonomy places the organism in Eukaryota, Viridiplantae, Streptophyta, Magnoliopsida, Fabales, Fabaceae. The record is from the annotation of a GenBank genome assembly.